This is a messenger RNA of Glycine soja, 1352 nucleotides long. RefSeq lists its product as uncharacterized. The transcript has a single exon. NCBI's taxonomy places the organism in Eukaryota, Viridiplantae, Streptophyta, Magnoliopsida, Fabales, Fabaceae. Bases 146 to 1138 code for a protein of 330 amino acids. The record is from RefSeq and is a predicted model, not a curated record.
UAUCUUCUAUUGUCAUAAGUCAACUCUUCUCCCUUCUUUAUCUCCAAUAGAGCACAAACAUAAGAAAACACUGGUUUCUAUAGAUCUUUAGGGAGUGCCAUAAUCUUCACCUUGUAAAUUUCACUGUUCUUAGAAGUGAAGAGACAUGGAGAGUGAAAGCAAUAAGUCUAAGCAGAAGCAGAAGCUAGAAGUAUAUGAUAUCCUCUGGGAAUCUGUUGUGAUCUAUUUCAGAAACCUCAACUUCAUCAUCUUCACCUUUCUCACUUCUAUUCCUCUCUUUUGUAUCAUGGUUUACUUUGAAAUUUUCCUCCAAGAACUCCUGGUUGAAACCUCAAAUAUUGUUAACCUGCCACAUGAAUCACAUGAUGACUCCACAGUCUUCACUGACUACGACUUCAUCGACUAUCGCUACAGCUACAGGCCAGAUCUUAUCAUAGACAGAUUCAACAAGGACUAUGUCCUGAAGUUGAUUCUAACUGGAUUCAUUUACAUGGUGCCACUCUAUGUCUUAGAGUUUGUGUCAGCAAUUGUUACUAUAGCUUUGGCUUCAAAGUUGCAUUCAAAAGAGAAGAAAAUGACUCUUAAGGAGAUGGUUCAGAAACCCUUUGACCUAUCAAAAUUGAGAGGCUCAUUUGUCACUUCUGUCUAUGUUCUCUUCUUGACAACUACUCACCAGCUUGGAUUACUGUUUAUAGUUCUAAAUUACCAUGUUUACUUGAAGGACUCGAGUUUUUACUUGUUGUUCGCGGUAAUUUGCAGCGCAGCAUUCGCAAAGGUUUUAAGGAUGUAUUUGGAGUGGAGUGCUAUGUGGAACAUGAGUCUUGUGAUGUCGGUGUUGGAGGGGAUAUAUGGUGUUGAUGCAUUAGCAGUGUCGGCUUAUUUCAGCAGAGGAUGCCACAGGAGGGGGCUCUUUUUGAUGCUGAUUUUCUUUGCUUGGGGACAUCUUUUGAGGCUUUCAUGCUACCAUAUUGGAGGCUAUGAGCAAGGAAAUGCAAUUUUUGUACAAGUUGGCUUGUACUGCAUGGUAAAUCCGCUGAAAUGGGUGGCCUGCAUGAUCUAUGCCCAUGAUUGCAAGGAGAGGAAGUUGGAAAAGAAAGCUGAUGAGGAAUCAGGCAAAGAUGUUAAGAAUGGUUCGUGAAUGAGAAGUGGUUGCUGUGCACAAAAAUAAGGGAGUCACUAUGAGUACAGAACAAGGAUCAAGAUAGCUAGCUGGUUAAGCAACCUUUUAAGAUGAUUAAUCGAUAAAUGCUAUCUUCUACUUUGUUAUAACUGUAUUAUUUCAAUCAGCUCAGCUUAACUAUGAAAAAUGUUUUCUUUUACAUUGUGAUUAGUCAGUUACGAAGUAGUAUAUA